This is a messenger RNA of Bactrocera oleae (olive fruit fly), 2166 nucleotides long. NCBI's taxonomy places the organism in Eukaryota, Metazoa, Arthropoda, Insecta, Diptera, Tephritidae. The record is from RefSeq and is a predicted model, not a curated record.
AUGCCGUUGCAAAAAUGUCUACACGCAGUUGUGUGUGCCGAUGCAGCAAAGUAUAAUCGGGUAGUUGUGCUAGUGAGGCAUGAUUUUCUUUUGUCAGUGGAGGGAGAACUUAAUCCGCAGCUUAAAGGACAGCCGCUGGCCGUAGUGCAGUAUAAUGCAUGGCGUGGUGGCGGCAUAAUUGCUGUUAACUACGCUGCGCGUGCCAAAGGUGUAACGCGCCAUAUGCGCGGUGAUGAGGCGAAGGAACGUUGCCCGGAAUACAAUUGGUAAAGUAACAAAUAUACGGAAAAAGCCGAUUUGGGCAAGUAUCGUGAGGCAGGCAAAGAAGUGGCGAAUGUGCUACAACGUUUUACACCUGUUGGGCGCGCUUCGUGUCGAUGGCUACACUUAGAUAUAACGGAAGAGGUUAAUAAACGCAUAGGUGACAUGAAUGCGGGUUCAUUUAUGCUCCAACCGCAACGCUUAUAAAUACCUAUGCUGUUGGCUAGUGCUGGCAUUGGUGAUUAUUUAAAUGUAAUCACAAAACGUUUAAUGAAGCCUAAUGCGGAUGUAGAUGCGUUAUGUUGCUAUGCACAAGCACAUGAUGAUGCCGAUAUGGCGAUUGUACGUCAAAGUAUUCGCUUGCUCAUAGGCGCAGCGGUGGCAAGUGAAGUGCGGCUGCUGUUAGCCGAAACAGAUUAUGAAUGUUCCGCUGGAAUUGCGCAAAAAAUUCUGCAAAAUUGGCUUGACGGCAUUAAAUAGCCGAAUAAGCAGACCAUCUUGCCGUUGGCACAGAUACCCAGUUAUUAAACAUUACCACUUACAAAAUACAAGAUUAGGGGAAAAUUUGGCGAAAACAUAUGCACAAGUUUGAAUAUACGCUUUCUAGCAGAGCUAUUGCCAUCUGAGCAAGAGUUGCAACGGAAAUUCGAUGAGAAAAUGGUGACACUUGGUUAAUAUAAUAUUUGCCGCGGCAUGUUGGAAGCGGUAACGCCGCGUUUUUAUUCCAAAAGUAUCGGUUGUUGCAAGAUUCCCGGACGCAAUAAUAUAACUGGUCUAAAUACACUGCAUCAGGCUGGGCGAGUUGGCAACGAAAUUGCGAACGCAUGGAAAGAUAUGCUGGAGAAUAACCGGCGUGCCAAGCAAAUGGUCUCAGUUUGUCAAAGAAUUCGAUGCGAAGAGAUAUCUAGCUCACGUUCAGUGCCGCUUAAGGGUUACGAGCGAACAUUAACCAAAAGCAGCUUGGAAGUGCUGCAGACACAUACGAAACUUUUCAAAACCGGCAGCACGCUAGCUUUAAACAAUCCCAUUAAAUUUUUGGGUAUUAGUGUGGCAGUUUGAAACAAUACAAGUGGACAAAAUAAAUAGGAAAUGUUUGCCAAUAUGGCAACUAAAAAGAAAAACGAAGCGCCAUGCGUCGACAAAGCUAAUGCAAUCACCGAUAAGAACACACAAGUUAACGUAGAACCUGCUGCACAAAAACCAACAUUUAUGCAAAAUUUCUUGCAACGUGACGCUAAACAAAUAACUCAACUAUUCAAAGCUAAUAACAUUCAACCAACUUAUGAAAGCAAGUUAGCUGAAUUUGCGGUGCCUGAAUUGCGCAGAUUCAUACAGAUGACAAAUGGCUAUUGCAAAGCUAAUAUACCAGGCGAUGCACGUUCCACAUUGCAUCAGGACCACCACUUAGCCAUGCCUAGCCAACAAAUACGUGACGAAUAUCGCACGGCGGUCAAAACUAAACAUGCUAAAAGUCCACAGCAAUUACAGCGUUUAAACAACAAAAAAUCAAAAGUACCAGUGCAAGCAACAAAAGCCGCCAACAACAGCAUAACCAAAUUUCUAAAACCCAAUUUGAGUACAACAACAACUGCCGCAAAUGCAACUUCAGUUGUUGUCGAGUCAGCGCCUGCUGUUGUGGUAAUAGAUCUUCUAGAUGCCUCUCUGCAGGAUGCAGUGGUUUGUGAAGAGUGUCACGUGUCCAUAAGCCACAAUGAGCUGCAAGCGCAAGAUUUUCAUGUUGCCAAAGCUCUGCAACGUCAACUCAACAUGUUGGAAGUGCGCACUGUGUCGGUGCGAAAAGCCAAUGCACUUAGUAAUAAUAAUAGCUUGCAUUUAAGUCCUGCGAGUGUUAAAAAUGCGAAAUCAAUAACGCAAUUCUUUCACAAUCAAAUUUUAAAUUUUUGA